Molecule: messenger RNA, 635 nt
Organism: Schizosaccharomyces japonicus yFS275
Lineage: Eukaryota; Fungi; Ascomycota; Schizosaccharomycetes; Schizosaccharomycetales; Schizosaccharomycetaceae
Exons: 1
Coding region: 297-524 (75 amino acids)
Source: RefSeq, a predicted model, not a curated record
GAUUUCUGAAAUGAAUUAUGGUGUGGAUUUUCAUGAAGGUGAAAGGGUAUGAACUGAUUCUCAAACGACAUAGUUGGGAAAAUCGUUUUACUUGGUGAGGAUGGGCUGGAAAGCAGAUGCAAUAGUAACACGAGUGUCUUUGUCGGAAGUCAGGACGCCCCUUGCUUUUCACUGAUCAUGAGCAGUUGUAGACGGAUUGUAUGAACAGCAUACUAAAGGUGACUUGACGUAGUUGGUAGAGAUAGUCGUUCAUAGUAGUAGGAUUCACAUUACAUUCGCAGCAUUUAAAAAGUUUUAUGUCUCCGCUCAGUACAGUCGUUGGCAAGUACGAUGUGUGUACAAAACUUCUUUUUGGCAAAGUUGUACAAGAAUGUCGUGUCAUAAGAAUCCUGAGUGCAGCAACAGCCUCAAAAUCUCCCUUCUGGAAAUCCUCACUCUGCUCAAGAACCUUACGAAGAUGUUCACCGCACCAAAUUGCAACCUUGUCUCCUCCUGACCGUCAUAAACAGCAAAAAAGUCGAUAGCCUCCUCAACAGUUUCGUUUUCCUCUCCAAUUCCUCCUCUUCCGUAAAUCACAUUCCUUCCCUUAGACUCUCUCCCCCACUUUAUAGAACAAAAUUAUUCAUAUCGUGUCA